Neohortaea acidophila is the source of this 801-nucleotide messenger RNA. RefSeq names its product signal transduction histidine kinase. Lineage: Eukaryota; Fungi; Ascomycota; Dothideomycetes; Mycosphaerellales; Teratosphaeriaceae. Gene Ontology annotation, molecular function: histidine phosphotransfer kinase activity; protein histidine kinase binding. Bases 99 to 617 code for a protein of 172 amino acids. The transcript is spliced from 4 exons. Gene Ontology annotation, biological process: phosphorelay signal transduction system; phosphorylation. Gene Ontology annotation, cellular component: nucleus; cytoplasm. The record is from RefSeq and is a predicted model, not a curated record.
UCUCUACGGCCGCCCGAGCAGCAGAUUCCCCACCACACCACCAUCCACCAUCCGCAUCCCCUCCGACACAUACACAUCCACCACCCGCCAGCAGCAGAAUGCCGGCGCCUACUCAGCAGCGGGUAAGACCUUCGCCCUCCCCGUCAAAAUCAACAGUGCAGCAUCGCGAGGAGGAAACCACGCCUGAUGGCGGCACCAUCGAACUCGACAACUACCCCGAAAUCAUUGAUCUCACCGUCUUUGAGCAGAUCCUCGAAAUGGACGACGACCCCGAGGAUCGCGACUUCAGCAAAGACAUCGUAUCCGGCUUCUUCGAGCAAGCAGAGCAAACACUGGAAAAGAUGAACCAGUCCCUCGUCCAAUCCAACCUCCCCGAACUCUCCAGCCUCGGCCACUUCCUCAAGGGCUCCUCCGCCACCCUCGGCCUCGUCAAGGUGCAAAAGUCGUGCGAGAAGAUCCAAAACUUCGGCAAGCGGCUCGACGCCAGCGGCAACCGCGACGAGCCCGACGACGCAAAGAGCCUCGACAACAUCCGCUCCACCCUCGGCGACGUUGACGAGGAGUACCACGAGGCGAAGCGCUUGCUGCAGCAGUUUUUCAAGACGGAGGGAGAGUGAAGUCGGUGGCUGGCUAAUUCCGGUAAGUGGUAGCGUGGUCAUGGGCUGGAAGCGGACGCCGCUUUGCAGUUUGCCCUCUCUGCACGAUGUCGGCGGCAGCGGUUGGGCAGGCUAUGGUCAGGGCUACGGUGAUGGGUGGAAUGUGGCAGUGGGCUGCGGCGAGUGUGUCAUUCUCUCAACCUUU